Molecule: messenger RNA, 1227 nt
Organism: Nicotiana attenuata
Lineage: Eukaryota; Viridiplantae; Streptophyta; Magnoliopsida; Solanales; Solanaceae
Exons: 2
Coding region: 1-1227 (408 amino acids)
Molecular function (GO): zinc ion binding
Source: RefSeq, a predicted model, not a curated record
AUGGGUCAGUAUCUUGGUGAUUACAAGAAGGAGUUUGCUAGAAUAUAUGAUUAUGCUGACCAGUUGAGGUAUACAAAUCCUGGCAGCACUGUUGUUGUGAAGACCUCCAAGGAGACAAUACCUGGUAAGGAGGUGUUUGUGGGUAUCUAUAUUUGUCUACAUGCUUGCAAAGUUGGUUGGUUGGAAGGGUGUAGAAAUGUUAUUGGCUUUGAUGGAGCAUUUCUGAAGGGUGUGUGUAAGGGUGAGCUACUAUCAUGCAUUGCUAAAGAUGGUAACAACCAAAUGUACCCUGUUGCCUGGGCAGUGGUGGAAAAGGAGACAAAGCACACAUGGUCAUGGUUUUUUAGGUGCCUGAUGCAUGAUCUGCAGCUCACUGAAUCCCAAGGUGAGGGGCUGACCAUCAUUUCUGAUAUGCAGAAGGGACUUGUUGCAUCUGUUUCUGAGUUGUUACCAAAUGCUGAGCACAGAAUGUGUGCAAGACACAUAUGGAGCAACUGGAAACAAAAGUGGAAAGGAGAGGAAAGAAGGAAGAAGUUUUGGGCCUGUGCAAGGGCUUCAUUUGAAGCAUAUUUGAAGGCUAAGAUAGAUGAGCUGGCAGAAUUAGGUGAUAGUAAGAUCAUUGAGGAUUUGCUGAGAUACCCAAAACAAUGUUGGUGUAGAGCAUUCUUCAAAGAUUGGAGUAAAUGUGAUUCUGUGGAGAACAACAUGUGUGAGACGUUUAACAGUUGGAUCUUGUCUGCUAGGCACAAGUCUAUCAUAACCAUGUUAGAAGAGAUUAAAGUGAAGGUGAUAGAGCGGAUGAUUACCAUGAGAGAAUUUGCAACAAGGUGCAUUUCUGAUGUAUCUCUUAUGGCAAUGGGUUACAUAGAGGAAGCUGUUAAGCAUGAAUUUAAAUGGAAUGGGGAUACUGGGUAUGAGAUACAACAUGGGAUUUACAAACAUAUUGUUGACUUCUCCAACAAUACGUGCACAUGUAGAUCAUGGCAGCUCAAAGGAAUACCAUGCUCCCAUGCAAUAUGUGCAAUGUUUUUUAAGAGAUUUGAGCCUGCUAACUAUGUAACCCACUGGUACAGGAAAGAAACAUACCUGAAGGCUUUUAGUUGUUACAUACAACCAGUAACCAACAUGGAGAUGCGGCCAUCAACACAGAAUCCAACUGUUGAGCCUCCUAUAAUUACCAAGAUGCCUGGUAGACCUAAGAAAAAUAAAAAAAAUAACUCAAGAUGA